AAUAAAAUGUUGGCAGAAAUAAACAAUGUGAUCCCCCAUUCGACAAAUGACGAGGACAUUCAAGAGAUUAAAUCCGAUAAAGCUUCUAAUGCUGCGUAUUCUAUGGAAAAUGAUAUGGACAACGUUGAUGAACAUAUCAAAAUUGAACGUGAGGAUGGAAUUGACCUCAACUACGAAGAUAUCAAAACGGAGAUCGUGGAUGAGAAUAACCUAACCAACGAAAUGACUCAUGAUGUCAAGUUGCUGCAAGUUGCUGAUCCGUUAUCUAUGGAUUACCACGAUGAUAUGGACAUUAUUGAUGAACGGAUAAAAAUUGAACGAGAUGAUGAAAUGGACUUCGUCUACGAAGAUAUUAAAACAAAGAUCGUGGAUGAGAAUAACGUGACCGGCUAUAUUCUCAAUGACGACAUGACUCCAGAUGUUAAGUUGCUGCAAAGUGAUGUUUUCGACGUUCACGAGCCAGACAGUUCAAAAUAUUUCAAUCGAAAUGACUAUUUGGAACACCAUGUUGUAGAGAAUUCAUUCAAGUGUCUAAUCUGUUUGAAAGUUUUCGCUCAUACUAGUAGUUUGAGACGUCACGAGCGAAGUCAUUCUGAAAAAAAACCAUAUCAGUGUAAAGUAUGUUUGAAACUUUUCACUGAAAAUGAUAAUUUGAAGGUUCACGAAAGAAGCCAUACUGGAGAAAAACCGUUUCAGUGUACGAUAUGUUCAAAAUCUUUCACGCAUCAUAAUACAUUGAAAAAUCAUAUGCGAACUCAUACUGGAGAAAGACCAUUUCAGUGCAAAAUAUGUUUGAAAACUUUCACUAAUACUGGUAAUUUGAAAGUUCACGAAAGGACUCAUACAGGAGAGAAACCAUUUGGGUGUACAGUCUGUUCAAAGUAUUUCGCUCGAAUACAUCAUUUGAGAGCUCACGAACGAAGUCAUACAGAAGAGAAACCAUUUCAGUGUGGAGUAUGUUUGAAAUCGUUUACUAAUACUAGUAGUUUGAAAGUUCACGAAAGGAGUCAUUCUGGAGAGAAACCAUUUCAAUGCACGAUCUGUUCAAAAUCUUUCGCUGAUAAAACUUAUUUGAAAUUUCACGAAAGGACUCAUACAGGAGAGAAACCAUUUGGGUGUACAGUCUGUUCAAAGUAUUUCGCUAGAAUACAUCAUUUGAGAGUUCACGAACGAAGUCAUACAGGAGAGAAACCAUUUCAGUGUGAAGUAUGUUUGAAAUCUUUUACUGAUACUAGGAGUUUGAAAGUUCACGGAAGGAGUCAUACUGGAGAGAAACCAUUUCAAUGCACGAUCUGUUCAAAAUCUUUCGCUGAUAAAACUUAUUUGAAAGUUCAUGAAAGGACUCAUACAGGAGAGAAACCAUUUGGGUGUACAGUCUGUUCAAAGUCUUUCGCUAGAAUACAUCAUUUGAGAGUUCACGAACGAAGUCAUACAGGAGAGAAACCAUUUCAAUGUGAAGUAUGUUUGAAAUCUUUUACUAAUACUAGGAGUUUGAAAGUUCACGGAAGGAGUCAUUAAGGAGAAAAACCAUUUCAAUGUACGAUCUGUUCAAAAUCUUUCACUCGAAAUAGUACUCUUAUAGUUCAUAAAAUGAGUCAUACUACCGUUCAUUGAGGUCUGUAUUAGUUCAAGAAGUUGAUUAGAUUGAUGUAAUUGGACACUAUAUAGUCCGUACAGUAUUUUGUUAAAAUUAUAUUCAUUUCAGUUCAA
This is a messenger RNA of Leptinotarsa decemlineata (Colorado potato beetle), 1710 nucleotides long. RefSeq lists its product as uncharacterized. The record is from RefSeq and is a predicted model, not a curated record. NCBI's taxonomy places the organism in Eukaryota, Metazoa, Arthropoda, Insecta, Coleoptera, Chrysomelidae. Gene Ontology annotation, biological process: regulation of transcription by RNA polymerase II. Gene Ontology annotation, molecular function: RNA polymerase II cis-regulatory region sequence-specific DNA binding; DNA-binding transcription activator activity, RNA polymerase II-specific. Gene Ontology annotation, cellular component: nucleus.